Molecule: messenger RNA, 4042 nt
Organism: Leucoraja erinaceus (little skate)
Lineage: Eukaryota; Metazoa; Chordata; Chondrichthyes; Rajiformes; Rajidae
Gene: usp12a
Product: ubiquitin specific peptidase 12a
Exons: 9
Coding region: 69-1199 (376 amino acids)
Biological process (GO): protein deubiquitination
Cellular component (GO): cytosol; nucleus
Molecular function (GO): cysteine-type deubiquitinase activity; cysteine-type endopeptidase activity
Source: RefSeq, a predicted model, not a curated record
CCGGCGCUAGGACCCCGUGGCCGCAGCGUCACUCACAUAGCCCCGCCCUCUCAAUCGGCGCUGAGCGGAUGAAACAUGGCGCCGGACGGAUGGAAAUACUAAUGACAGUCGGCAAACUCGCUUCCAUUUGUACCAUGGGCAUCAAUGCCUCUGCUUUGGAGAAAGAGAUUGGGCCAGAACAGUUUCCAAUUAACGAGCAUUAUUUUGGUUUAGUAAAUUUUGGGAAUACUUGCUACUGUAAUUCAGUCCUUCAGGCACUUUACUUUUGUCGUCCAUUCCGAGAGAAAGUCCUAGCGUACAAGAAUCAGCCAAGGAAAAAGGAAAAUCUACUCACGUGCUUGGCAGAUCUCUUCCACAACAUAGCCACGCAAAAAAAGAAAGUGGGCGUGAUACCUCCUAAGAAGUUUAUAACAAGACUACGAAAAGAAAAUGAACUUUUUGAUAAUUACAUGCAACAAGACGCUCAUGAGUUCCUUAACUACCUGUUAAACACUAUUGCCGAUAUCCUGCAGGAAGAGAAAAAACAGGAAAAACAAAACGGACAGCUACAUAAUGGUAUCAAUGAUGACAAUGGCAAUGACAUACCGGAACCAACAUGGGUACAUGAGAUGUUUCAAGGGACGUUAACUAAUGAAACCAGAUGUCUUAACUGUGAAACUGUAAGUAGCAAAGAUGAAGACUUUUUAGACCUUUCUGUUGAUGUGGAGCAGAACACUUCAAUUACACAUUGCUUGAGGGGGUUUAGUAAUACAGAGACGCUGUGUAGCGAAUACAAAUACUACUGUGAAGUGUGCUGCAGUAAACAGGAAGCUCAGAAAAGGAUGAAAGUAAAAAAGCUACCUAUGAUUUUAGCUCUUCAUCUGAAAAGGUUCAAAUAUAUGGAUCAGCUGCAUCGAUACACAAAACUAUCUUACAGAGUCGUCUUUCCUUUAGAACUUCGAUUGUUCAACACGUCAGGAGAUGCUACCAACCCGGACAGAAUGUAUGAUCUUGUUGCAGUAGUGGUGCACUGUGGAAGUGGUCCUAACCGAGGGCACUACAUUGCAAUAGUGAAGAGCCAUGACUUCUGGUUGCUGUUUGACGAUGAUAUUGUCGAGAAAAUAGACGCACAAGCCAUUGAGGAAUUCUAUGGACUGACUUCUGAUAUCUCUAAGACCUCUGAAUCUGGUUAUAUCCUUUUCUACCAGUCCAGAGAUUAAAUGAAUGCAGGAGAACAGUUCCACCUCUCUCACUUCCAAGCACUCACCGUUGCAGAACAGGACACCGAGAUCAUGCAGAGGAUAGAAGAACUUGUCGUCUUGUUUGCAAAGUUUGAGAGAGUAAUACUGAUUGUAAGGGCAAGUCAAAAGUAUCCCUGGGAUGUAAGCAGUUUUACUCAUUAUGAAAUCACAUUGACAUAGGUCUACCUAUGCAAGGGGGGCACUGGGCUGGUGAUAGGUCACUGGAUCCAGAGCUCAAUUUGAUGUCAUUGAAGGUAUUGCAUGCUAAAUGCAUAUAUAUGAAACCAAAGUGAACUGAUGUUUGAUCUGAUGAAUCCUGGUUUUAUGCUGUUGACAUUAAGUUAAGCGAUUUUUACAUCCUCAAAUUCUGGAACUACUGAAAAUUAGGUUUUCAUUUGAAAUAAUUGACCAAAAAUGAUGACAGUUGAUACUAGCAAGUUUGCGCAAAAAUUGUCACCAAAGACUAAGUGGUAUUGUGGAUUUUCGUAAGGCUUGUAAAACUUUUUUUUUUUUUUUAAAGACUUGACCAACAUCAAGUCUUGCAGUUCUCUUUUCGAUUUCCACAAGUUGAUUGCGUAACCUCCCAGCAGUCUUGGUGUUAAGUUGCAUUAAAUUUGAAGUAUGUUAUUUUACCAGCUAAUCAUACAUCUGCACUCUUUGUUAACAAAAAUCUGGUGCUGAUUACUAAAGCUGUCAUUAGACACAAGAGGCAUCACAUAUGUGUAAAUGAUAAAUACAGGGCAGGAUCAAUGGCAGAGUUGUAGAGCCUUGUAAAUAUACAACAUUAAAGCAGCUUUUUUUAAGUGUCAAAGAAUCAAAUACUUUUUGUAGAGUUUUUUUUAAUCCCAGAAAAAAUUGUAAAGUGGCAAAAUAUUAUGAGUAAUUCCAGCUUUUUUUUUUGACUUCAUAUCAUGAAAUAAGGCCAUAUUUUAAACGCCUCUGUAAAAUGAAAACUCGUCACUGCUUGGCUAUAUUGGAAUGCUCAGUAAUUAUGUUCUGUUGUACAUAUUGUAUAAAUAAUGUGUUUAUACAUUUUAAGAUCAAUUGGUUUCUAUUAACUAUUUUAGCUCCUAUAAAUCUUUGGUUUGCUCACUAUUGUGUAAAAUAAUUCUUUGUCAUUGCAUAUUUCAUAUUUCUUCUACGUUGUGUCUGCAUUAAUUUGAUCCACUGUACUUCAACAUGGCAACUGAAGUGUCUGAAUAUUUUGCCUGGAUAAAUGUAGUCUGUGCUCUCAUGCACCUACUUGAACUCGCAGUCGCUGAAUGUAAUAUUGAAGGCCCUGUUAACACAGCAUGAAUGGGAUUUGAUUUAUUUUGCGUUUCUGUUUGUGGGAAUCAAAGCACACUGUUUAUACGGUUCCCAUGAACAACCGGCAGUUUUGUUUUUGUUCGGUAAAGAUUCCUACUUCCCUGCAUAAGUUUCAAAUUGAACAAUUAACUUCAGUUAAAUUUAACUUUAAAUUGCUUCCCCGAUUUCCUCCUCAUGAUGCACACCAGCCCAUUGCCUCUGAUGCAAAGUUUGAUGCUGUCCGAUUUUAAUGUCCCAAGCAGCAAUGAUUGUAGUCAGAAGAUAGACUGGGUUCCAUUUAAUUCAGCAGAAUGUGUGCAUCUGUGCUGACUAAUGGGAGAAUAUAGUAUAUUGAUCCCAAAAUGAAUUUUAAAGUGGCCUGCAAAAAAACUUUAAUCUAGGGUUUAAGACCAGAAUCACUGUUUCGAAUAGACCAGGGUGGAGAACAUUUUUGCCACCUCUCUCUUGUACAGUACUUCAUAUCAAUACUUUGAAAUCCAAUGAAGAAUGUGUAUCAGCUGCUAAAAAGAAAACUUUAAUUCAUCAGAGAACAUUCUGUAGCUACUAGAAUAAUGCUUUUUGACCUGCUGCCUCAGGAAAUGUUGUGGUCUUAACAAUUGCUGCCCUUUUGCCCUUAGCGUUUGUGUUUCUUUUUUUUGUUGAAGAAGUGUAGUAUCAUGUUAUUGUGGCAAGGUGUAAGGUUGUUGGGGACAGGGAUUCAGACUGGUUGGCUUCUAAGUAGAUGAAGUAAUAACUUAAGUCUUACAUAUUUUGUUUUCAAAAAUAUUAUUUUUUGUUGAACCCUGUUAAUCUUAACAGUACUUCAAUUGGGUUCCUUCUACCCCUGCAUUAAAGCACAUUUUGGGAUUCAGGAAAAGGGAAGCCACCUACAUUCUGUUGAAUGCAAUUUUUGCCCUGUCUUCUCUGCCUCUUUUAUUAAUCUUUGGAAGGAUUGUCCACUUAACGAUCACUCUAGUUUUUUUAAAAAUAGAGAAUGCUUCAAUUAAUUAAAAGAUUUAAAAAAAAAAAACGAAAUAAUUGGUAGAGUGAGAUAACUUUAGAAUGUUGCAGCAUUAUGCAUUUGUUCCUGUGUUUGCUCGGGUUUUGUGAAACAAAAUGUUUGGGUGUGGAUUUUAGUGAUUUAGGAAUUGAUUUGGCUAUUGUAUUGCAGUCAGAUGGUGAAUAGUUCGAUAAAGUACUACAAAAUUGCGUUUUAGCCAGCAGAAAUCAGGGUGUCUGGGCAGGGGAAAAAUGUGACCAGUGAAUAAUGGAACUGAUUUGUGUCUUUACGUCAAGAAGUUCUUUGGGGGACAGCUGAAUAUUUUGUAAAUUGGAUCAGAAAUUUCUACAGAAAAAAAAAUGUAUGUUCUUUGAUAGCAUAAUAUUGUAUGUAUAUAUAUAUUGAAAAAUUACUCUAAAUUAUAAAUUGUUGCACUUUUGAUACUGAUUUUUAGGUGUAUUUAAGGGGUUAUUUGAGACUGUUGUUUAAUUAUGUUUUUGUCUUAAAUAAAAAAAAUAAUAAUUUACAGGUCUAA